Molecule: messenger RNA, 1891 nt
Organism: Puntigrus tetrazona (Sumatra barb)
Lineage: Eukaryota; Metazoa; Chordata; Actinopteri; Cypriniformes; Cyprinidae
Exons: 11
Coding region: 356-1768 (470 amino acids)
Source: RefSeq, a predicted model, not a curated record
UCGAACUCUGACCUGCUAGCAGCGCUUGUGUUUCCUCUCAGGAGCCCAUUCACUUCGUACAGUCAUAGGCGUGGACUGUACUUCACGGUCAGGUGUGAGACUUCUCCGGCGCUGGAAUUAUUUAAAACGUUCGCUCGUUUUGACCGGACUCUUAAAGCUUUUAAAGCUUUCACUCGUAUCGUUCUUUUCAUCUAAGAUCGGUUGAACAUGAUAGACGUCACAUGUAAAAGUGACACUGCUUUAACAGCCGUCGCUUUCACUAUCACGUGGUUAAGGACCGUUCUGAGCGAACGGACUGAUUGAACGCUUUGAGGCUCAACGAACAGUUCACUGAUAACUCCUGUGGAAUAGGGAGAUGUUUGCUUUGUUUUUCGUUCAGUUAGUCGCGAACGGUGUGUUUGGUCACACGGAUGAAAUGAGUUCAGUGGCAGUGAUGGAGGGAGAUUCUGUCACUUUAUGUACUGAUCUUACUGAAAUACCGAAAGCUGAUCUGAUCCUGUGGACGUUCGGAUCUGGAAGCACUCGAAUAGCGCAGAUCAACAGAAUGGCCAAUAAGAUGUCGUUAUAUGGCGACGUUCUUGACGAGAGAUUCAGAGAACGACUGAAGCUGGACAAUCAGACUGGGUCUCUGACCAUCACAGACACCACAACUGAACACACUGGACUUUACAGAUUUUUACAGAUCAUUGACGGAAACGAGUUCCUGCCCAAGAAAUUCAGUGUUGUUGUUUAUGCUCUUCUGCCUGUUCCUGUCAUCAGCAGAAACUCUUCACAAUCAUCAUCUUGUUCAUUGUUGUGUUCGGCGGUGAACGUGGGUCAUGUUACUCUCUCCUGGUACAAAGGAAACUCUUUAUUGUCCAACAUCAGUGUGUCUGAUCUCAGCAUCAGUCUCUCUCUACCUCUGGAGGUGGAAUAUCAGGAUAAAAACACUUACAGCUGUGUGAUCAACAACCCCAUCAGAAACCAGACCACACAUCUGGACAUCAGCAGACUCUGUCACACGGGUGCAGCACCAGGUUUAUCCACAGGUCAAAUAGCGCUGGUUUGUGUUUGUGCUCUGGCUGUGGCUGCAGUUUUGUGCGGCAUUUAUUAUUACUUCCAGCGCAAGAUGCAUAAACGAGCAGAUAAGGGUGAUGGACCUGACGAAGAGGAACUCGAGAGCCUACAAAGUGUAGUUCCUGGACACAAUGGAUAUGUUCUUCAGCCAAACUGCGGAGAUGGGGAAACUUGCAAUGUUCCUUCUAAUGAGAACCAACAUUCAGAAAACGGUGCAGUUCCUUUGUUAGCCGCGGCGGCAGACGGUAACACAUCAUGUGGUGGGAAUUCGUCUGUUCAGGAGGGAGAUUUAGAAAAUAGUGUGCUUGUUAAGGAAGAUAUAAUCACAUCGGUGCCGGUGAUCGAGGGACAAUGCGUCACGCUGCACACCGAUCUUAAGGAAAUACGGGAAAUUGAGAUGAUAUGGUGGAAGUUUGCAGAUUCCAAAAAACACAACUGUGCUAAAUUUGUUCUAUUAGCUACGCUGAACAAAACGAACAAUGAGGUUUACACAUAUAAUGAAACAAUUCCACGGUUCAAAGAGAGUUUAAAACUGAGCCAGGACACCGGAUCUCUCACCAUCAAAAGCGUUAAACCCGGACAUUACGGAUAUUAUAAACAACACAUCGCCAGCAAAGAGGAGAUGGUCGUUCAUACCUUCAGUGUCGUUGCUAAAAACGUAAUAAAAGAGCAGACCCAGAACCUUCUCCAGAGAAGUCACACCUGCCCAUGAUCACAACAGAUGACCUUACAGCUUUGAAGACUGGAAUAUUAUCCAUAUUUCAAUUCCACUGACGAAAACAAGAAACGUUUCAACUUUUCUCAACAAUCUAACGACCAAAAAAAAUCUGUUUAU